AUGGCACACACCACACCCGUGACCGAGAUCAUCGAAGAGGUCAUGAAGGAGGAUGGUUUCCAGCCGGAUCCAGCCCCCAUCCUGCCCAAAGCACUGCCCAAAGGCUCGGCCAACCUCAGCACCCUCUCACUGUCACCCAAGCUGCUGCCGCGG
Phaethon lepturus (White-tailed tropicbird) is the source of this 153-nucleotide messenger RNA. Its product is annotated as transcription factor RelB homolog. The transcript has 3 exons. Lineage: Eukaryota; Metazoa; Chordata; Aves; Phaethontiformes; Phaethontidae. The annotation marks the transcript as partial. The record is from RefSeq and is a predicted model, not a curated record.